Molecule: messenger RNA, 2608 nt
Organism: Halichondria panicea
Lineage: Eukaryota; Metazoa; Porifera; Demospongiae; Suberitida; Halichondriidae
Product: mucin-2-like
Exons: 6
Coding region: 164-2503 (779 amino acids)
Biological process (GO): negative regulation of centriole replication
Molecular function (GO): microtubule binding
Source: RefSeq, a predicted model, not a curated record
UUGCCAUAGUAGCGUGUGAAAUUCAAAAGUUUGUACAUGUACAUGGCGGUCUUGUAGUUGUCAAAACUUGAAAACCACUUUGAACUUCAGUGCAGUGCAGCAGUGAAGCUCCAAGAUCAACAUCAAAGCCUUUGAUAAAGGAGCCUAAAGGAGAAGAAUAAUCAUGCCAAUUGAGACAGAGUACACUCGGACAUAUCGUCCCUUUGUCACCUCCCCCCACCCCUCAAGUCCACCCGUCCCUGCCGGAAUCUCCUCCGCCAAACAGGGGAUCACACAAGAGCCUCCCGUGGGUUUGAAGAAGAAAGCGUUGCAUGGCGAGAAUAGAGUGACGUUCCUCACGGAGGGUGGUGAUGACCAAGGGAACUCUAACCAAGAGAUCAAGAGUCUAAGGUUCAAGGCUGGAUGGCGUCGUCCCUUCAUUGGUGUACCAACUGAGUACCAGACACAGUUCCAAUGGCAUGAGCCCGCCCCUCCAGAGACGCCAUUACUGAAUAACCAGCAUACCCACCAUAGCAGCAAGUAUCCAACAACCAUACGCUCUAGCAAUAGAGAGUCAUCGCAAGCAGUGUGCCAUGAAUGCCAGGAUCGUGAAGAUGAGCAUCAAUCAAGACAAGUUCAAAGUGAAUCAAGUGAAGAGGUUAUUACACUUCAAGAAGUUCCCACUAACACACACAGACAAUUUAAUCGGAAGAAGAAACGAUCACCAAAGAAAGCCGACAAGUAUAAUGUACACGGUCAAAAGCAGAAGCAGUUUGUCCAGGACUUGAUGUCUAAGCAAUCAGAGAGAAAGGCUCAAAUUGCUAAAAAUGCUCACAAGAAGAUGAUCCGACACUUCGUUACUGAAUACCAGAGGCAGUUUGGGAAAUCUAAUGCAAAGAAAGCCGAGAAAAAUAAAGCGAAAUCUGAUGGUUCACUGAUUGCCGGCGUGCCUCGUGUCCUCACUGACCCCUCUGACCCUCGUCUCCUUAAGCACUCCCCUCUCCCCAUCAGCACUCCGGCCUCUAGCCUACCAACAAGCGACUGGACGACAGACUACAGAGCCAACUACACCUCCCCCUGUGGACCUAGAAUGAGCCCCCUGGCUGAUGGAGAGGAGCAGACUGAAGACCCACUACCCAUCACCAUCUUCUCCUGGCACAAUCAGUUAGUUGAGCUUCGGGAAAAAGCUGAGAGAUACAAGAAACGUGCCGAAGGUGUCACUAUUCGUCGUCUGCUACCACUAACGCGUCAAGACCUCAUCGAUAAUAAUCCUCCCUCAAGCACAAUCACUGAAUAUUCUGACUCCUCAUCUCCCACUCCCUCUGAUUCUGUUAGCUGCACUUUCUCCGAUUGUCCCCAUCAUCACAGUGACUCUAGAUCCCCACCCAAACAUGUACCCACCGACACUGGACCCACUGUCAAGGCCAAACAACCACCCACUACCGCUGGACCCACUGUCAGGGCCAAACAAGCACCCACUACCGCUGGACCCACUGUCAGGGCCAAACAAGCACCCACCGACGCUGAACCCACUGUUUGGGCCUCCAGACCUCGUGGUAGUAUGCAAGUACACAAUGGCAGUAGCUCACAAGUACACGAUAUUGAGGAGGACAGUUCUGAGGCUGAGUCAAUACAUCACAUACCUGUACCACAGGAAUCAGACACCGGUCGAAUACAGACCCCUGUUAUCCAAAAAUCUACUUCAGAUUAUCAAAGGCACCAUCUUGAUCGCACCACCCCUGUGGCCGGAGGUCUCUUCAUAUCUCCUAAGAAAGCGCCCGAUUUGAUUCUCCCUCAUCCGCUUGUUUCACCCAUGUUUCGACGUGAUAUGAAAAGCUCUGCUCCGAAAAAUCCAGUGCCUAAGAAAACAAGAAACAAGUAUGUGCAAGUCAAUGAAGGUUCAUCUUCACAGGCAUCUGAUCAGGAUGAUGAUGAUGAUAUACCGCCCAGGGUAACAAGUUCUGUUACCCAGCCUCCACUAAGUGUACCAAGUUCAAGCUCACCCUAUCACACACGUUGCAUACCGGUGACUACAUCCAAGCCUACGUCAGUACGAAAACUCGAUUUCAAGACCCGAUCUCAACCAAAAAGUGCUACUAGAAAGACAAUGCCGAAGCCUUAUUCGCAUCGUGUUGAGGGAGUUAGACCAACUAACAACUCAGGCUGCAAUAUCUGUGGAGCAAAUUUGAGGCCACCUUCCGCUAUUGCAAAUGCUGGGACCACUUCUCUGCGUACUAGUAGAGUACAGAGUGGCUUAACUUCGAAUCUGGCUUCCGGUGGAUUAUCUACUUUUAAGAAACCUCAAGUCUCUGUCUCGAGUACUUUACCGUACACAAGCCAACAACCAGCACAAGCACCUCACUUCAUGACAAGACUGCCACCUCAAGCGGAGACACGGGUUCGAGACUCGGACGAGAUUUCAUUAGCUUCUCUUAGUCUGUCAAGCUGCUCUAUUGCGUCUGAUGUGCUCAGGAAAGCUCGUGACAGGAGAGACCAUUUCUGGACCCAGCGUACUAAGAAUUGAACAUUGCACUCUUCACUUUAUACUGUAUUAUAGCACUUAUACUAUUUUCACUCUUGUAAGAUUUGCCCCCUUUUGUAGUUUGAAUACUUUUAAUUAACACUUGAA